AUGUCAAGAAGAGGCUUACGAGAUGAAGAAAUCGAACGAUUAUUGUGUGAAAUUCCAUCAGACGAGGAUUCCACUGUUGACACCACAGAUGACGAAUCUGAUUAUGAAGCAAGCAUUGUUGCGGAGGCUAUUGUGUCGUCUGAAGGCGAAGUUUCAGAGAGCGAGGAAGAAAGUGAGUCCACUCCGCCAAAACGCGCUGCUGACACAGCGCCAACUUGGGGACAACAAUUCAAUGCUACCUCAGGAAUGCAGUUCGACAGUGAAUCAGGACCAAGUGCUUUUAUUAGGGACAUUGAUGAUCCAGAACCUAUCGAUAUAUUCGAAAAAAUAUUUCCAAAAGAGCUAGUUGAGCUAAUCGUUUUCCAAACAAAUUUAUAUGCGACGCAAUCUGGCAAGUCUUUCACUCCAACAACUGACAAUGAAAUACGAACUUUCCUGGGAAUCAACAUUUUGAUGGGUAUAAAGCGUAUGCCAGCAUACAGAGACUACUGGUCUAGUGCCCCAGAACUUCAUGAUCGUUAUAUUGCAUCUCUGAUGGCAGUAAAUCGGUUUGGAUGGUUACUGAGGAACAUUCAUCUGAAUGAUAACACAUUGCAUCCAGAAAAAGGACACCCAGGUUAUGACAAACUGUACAAGCUGCGACCAGUGAUCAAGAUACUAUCUGAAUCUUUUUCCAAGUGUUACCAACCCAGCAAACACCUAGCAAUUGAUGAGUCAAUGAUCAAAUUCAAAGGCCGCAACAGUAUGAAACAAUACAUGAGAGAUAAACCCAUAAAGCGUGGUUACAAAGUGUGGAUGCUGUGUGACAAGACCUCUUACAACUUGAAAUUUGAUAUUUACACCGGAAAAAGGGACAGAGCGCCUCGCGCCUCCCCGGGCCACCCACCUGUGAUGGGUCGCUGCCGCCGGCGCCCUAAUGGCCUCGUUACGUGGCACAAAGGCGCCGCCGGCUCAUUACCACGGCAGGAGGUGGGCUGCACGUGGCAGGCCGGUUCCCCGGGCUUCAGCCGGUGGCUGGGGACUGGGCACGCUGCUCUUUACCUUCGCUGUUCUGCGUUACCUGCAACGGCGCGGCGCCACAUUUGA
Schistocerca serialis cubense is the source of this 1086-nucleotide messenger RNA. RefSeq names its product piggyBac transposable element-derived protein 4-like. The coding region runs from base 1 to 1086 and encodes 361 amino acids. Lineage: Eukaryota; Metazoa; Arthropoda; Insecta; Orthoptera; Acrididae. The transcript is spliced from 2 exons. The record is from RefSeq and is a predicted model, not a curated record.